AUGCAUGCAACAAUAUUCUUAAUCAAUGGUGGCGUUAUGGAGAAAUUGGGACAGCCAAAGCUAAUCUUGUUGCUGGGAGAUGAAUUGGCAGAGGACUGUCUGAUUUCUGUCACACGAGAGGACCAAACAUGGCCAUCAUGGCAGCUCGUGGGGGCAAUUCUCGGGGUGGACAUCAUCGCCACUGUGCUCUGUGUGUUCAGGUGGUUAUCGGGAGGCACUUUCGAGGAAACCAGCCCUCCCGAUCCUGCCACCUUCUCCGAUGGCGCGACUAGCACUGUCGCCGUGGUCGUCGUUUGGAGUUGUUCAGCAUGUGUGACCAUCGUUGUUGCCACUGUCUACUACCUCCUCGCACGCCUCACAUGGCUACACCUCACAUGGCUACAGCAUCUCGGACGGACCUCUCAUUCGAAGGCAGAGGUGAAGAUGGAGCACCUCGUCAGCCGACCUUUCAAGAUCUCUAUUCACCGAGAAAGGAAUCCUCUGUCUGAAAUUGAACUUUUUGUUCUGAGGCAACGACCGGAAGAUGUCGAUAUGGACGAUUAG
This is a messenger RNA of Aspergillus homomorphus CBS 101889, 543 nucleotides long. RefSeq lists its product as uncharacterized. The record is from RefSeq and is a predicted model, not a curated record. Lineage: Eukaryota; Fungi; Ascomycota; Eurotiomycetes; Eurotiales; Aspergillaceae. The coding region runs from base 1 to 543 and encodes 180 amino acids. The transcript has a single exon.